This is a messenger RNA of Oreochromis niloticus (Nile tilapia), 3528 nucleotides long. RefSeq names its product zinc finger BED domain-containing protein 1. The coding region runs from base 1074 to 3053 and encodes 659 amino acids. The transcript is spliced from 8 exons. The record is from RefSeq and is a predicted model, not a curated record. Lineage: Eukaryota; Metazoa; Chordata; Actinopteri; Cichliformes; Cichlidae. Gene Ontology annotation, molecular function: DNA binding; protein dimerization activity.
CGACCGAGACUGUCCAAGCCGGGGCUCGAACUGGCAACCUUCCGAUUACAAGGCGAACUCCCAACUCUUGAGCCACGAUCGCCCCGAUUUAAGAGCGUUUUAAUCGAGAGAAAACUGAAAAUGUUCAUGCCUGUCUGAGAUGAGCGUAUAAAGUGUGUAGUGAGGGCUUUUACAGCCUUAAAACAUCUAUAAUAAUUGUAAAAGAAACAAAGUUGGCUACUUCGCAGGUUAUUUUUAGAACAUAACUACCGUGAUAAACGAGGUACCACUGUAUACCAUAAGGAAAUGGAAUUGGCGUGUAAUUUCUUUUUCAAGUGGUCCGGUCAGAUCAGCUGUUCAUGAAAGAUUUUGUGUAACUAGUUCAGUCUACUGGAAAAAAACCUGUUAAGAUUUUAUUUUUAAAGCCAAAGCAGCACACGUUGUGAUUCCGAUUCCAUUAUCAGUGGCACUUAUUUCUCCUUGGCUCCGCUUUGAAAGUAAGCAGCUCAUCAAAGACGUUAUAUUUGUGUGAAUGUAAUUGCCUGCUGUGGCAUGUUAGAGUGUGCAUUUACUCAAGAAAAAUACCGUUAAAAUUUUUAACGUCAAACCAAGAUGGCUGCCAAGUGGUGAGACUGACUUGUAGAAUAAUUGAGUUUUAUUAUUUGAAGUUGAUGUUUUUAUGCAUUUCAGUGACAUCUGUGUAAAUAAUGCUUUAUUUACACUUCUGGACUUGUGAUAUUUGCAAAUAAUGCAAACGUUAAGCUGAGAGAAAGGCAAGCUGCUCAUUUUAUGGUUUCUGCAGCCUGUAAGACAGCUGUUAACUUGUAGGACAGCACACAUGAGCAAGUUAAUACACAAGACUGCAACACUUGCGAUAGUUUCUAGUAUAACCAUGCAGCUGGUAGGGAUGGGUACCGGUGUCCGGUGCCAUUGUGGAACCGGUUCUGACAUAAACGGUAGUAACCAGACCGAAAAGCAGCGCACAAUUCGGUGCUUUUUUUCCCUGAGAAAUCUAGCCAAUCACUUCCUUUCCAAGGAUAGUAGGCGGGCCCAGGUACGUACGGGGUUUUUUUUUUUUUUAGAGCAGAGCUAAAAUGCCGAAGCUGAAGCGCUCGAGAGUGUGGCUGUACUUCACAGCAAAAGAUAUAAACCCAGCAGCCUGCAACAAAUGCUUAAAGGUAAUAAUGUGCAAAAGAGGUAACACCUCAAAUCUAAUGAAACACAUGGCGUCGCAUGGCGUUUUUUUAAAAGCCGAGAAAUGCACCACAUUUGAUAACUUGCAGCAAGACAUCACACCGAGCACAUCUACUGCGGGUGUGGUGCCUGUUCUCGGAGUUAGCAACAUUCAAGAACCCGAAGAGGAGAGUCCGGCCCCUAGCCCUGCCAGUGUAGCAGAAAUGAUAACUGAUGAUGCUGAUGGCAGCAGCACCCGUUCUUCUCUGGAUACUCCCUUCACCCUGGCCAAAAAGGCUACAAUGACGAAAGAAAAAGUGGACGAAAUUCAUAGGGCAGUGACAAAAUUUAUAGUCAAAGAUCUCCAUCCAUUUUCAACGGUGGAGUCACCAUCAUUCAGGGGGAUGUCCACUGCCCUUAAUCCAAGGUAUCAGCCCCCAUCGAGGGAUGAUCUAUCCAACACACUUGUACCUGUUUGGUAUUGCAUGGAGAAAAGCAACCUCAUCCAGAAUUUGGCACAGGUUAACAAGGUCGCUAUCACCUGUGAUGGAUGGACCAGUAUUGCUCAGGACCAUUUCCUCACAGUGACUGUUCACUACAUCUACAAAGGCAAAAUGAAGCAGAAUGUGCUUAGCACUGAAGCAGUUUAUGAGUCACAAACAGGUCCAGUUGUCGCUAAAGAAAUAUCAAGUGUUGUAGAGCAAUUUCACUUGGGAGGGAAAAUAAUUGCUGCCUCUGUAGACAAUGCCUGCAACAUGGAUGUUGCUUUGAAAAAAUUGGACUUUUUAAAAGUGGGAUGCUUUGCUCAUACCCUCAACCUGGCCACACAAAAGGUGUAUGACAUUCCUGCAGUUUCCAGCUGGUGUGCCAAAAUCCAUUCAGUUGUGGUGUGGCUCAAACGUUCAUCCUUGAGCAAAACUGUGCUCAGAGAAAAGCAGCGAAUCCUGAAUUUGCCAGAGCAUAAUGUAAUUCUUGACGUUAAGACGUGCUGGAAUUCUCUCUUCCUAAUGGUGGAGAGAUUUAUGGAGCAGUUUGAUGCAAUCCAGGCAGCUGCUCUGGAUCUAUGGCUGAGGAAGCCUAUGGAGAAGGACAAGCUAGAAAGGUUCACGCACACCGAUUUAAUGAAGGCAGAGGAGUUUAUUAAGUGCAUGCAAGUCCUGUACACGUCAACCAUGUGUGUGUCAAGUGACAAAUCACCCACAUGCAGCCAAAUCAUCCCCAUCCUGGCCAAGCUGGAGGCACAUUUCAGACGAUGUGAUGAAGACAGUGUUUUCACCUCUUCAAUAAAAGGGAAAGUCUGGGGUAGUCUGCAGAAAAGAUAUCAGGAUGAAAACCUUCAGAAAUUUCUGAAGGAGGCCACGAUGAUGGACCCACGUUUUAAAGGCAGGCUAGGUGGUGAGGCAGCUACUGACAUCUGGGACAGGUUGGAGAAGGCAGCAGUUGCAAAUGCCACAGCAGCAGUUGCACAGCCUCUCACUGAGGACCCCAAAGCACACAGCGAGGUGGAUGAUGCUGACAUGGACAAGCCAGAAAAAUAUCUAAGUAAGGUCCAGAAGUCACCCUUAGAAAAGCUGUUUGAGGAUGAAGACAGAGAGCUUCAACAGGCUGCUUCUCAAGCGGGUAGAGUCCCCUCAAUCACAGAGCAGGUACAGAAGGAGCUUCAAAUAUACAAAAGACUGCCAGGAAUUACCUCUGGACAAGACCCUGUGGCCUGGUGGUGGAGUAAGAGGGAUACACUCCCCAAUUUAUCUGCCCUAUCAGAGAAAUACUUGUGUGUCCCAGCCUCAUCAACGCCUUCUGAAAGAGUUUUCUCUUGUGCUGGGCAUGCCAUCAGCCAAGAGCGAUGCCGUAUAGCUCCAGAAAAGGCUAAUAUGAUCAUCUUCUUGCAAAAAAACUGCUAAACAUCACAGGUUUCAUGACAAAGUUUGUGUUUUCAAUUGUUUAAGCACUGGUUCCAACCAAAGAAGUUAGCCCUUUCUGUCAAUAAAACAUAACUUUGUUAUCAUUUUGCUUAAAAAAAAUUACUGGGAAAAAUAAAAACACAAGGUUUUUGGACGAAGUUUGUGUUCUUUAUUCUUUAAGCACCAGUUCGAGCACCGUUUAAGCACCGGCACCGUUUCAAAAGUACCGUUUUGGCACCGGUAUCGGAUAAAACCUAAACGACACCCAUCCCUAGCAGCUGGACACCAUUCUGGUCAGAUUCCUGGUGACUUCACACACUGGUUGAAGGAGCCAGCUCUGUUAUAGUUGGAGCUGUUUGGAAGCAGCUCUUUAGGCUUAGUUCAAACAGCUGCAUGAAACCUGAAGUAAUUUAAAGCAUAGUGUCACAGCAAAAUUGACUUGCCCUUGAUGCUGGUGUACAUUUCUUCUGCUUUC